Molecule: messenger RNA, 1449 nt
Organism: Penicillium brevicompactum
Lineage: Eukaryota; Fungi; Ascomycota; Eurotiomycetes; Eurotiales; Aspergillaceae
Product: proline dehydrogenase family protein
Exons: 2
Coding region: 1-1449 (482 amino acids)
Cellular component (GO): mitochondrion
Molecular function (GO): FAD binding; proline dehydrogenase activity
Source: RefSeq, a predicted model, not a curated record
AUGGGUCCCAUGCUCCCCGGAAAGCCUCUGGCUGCCCUCACGCGGUGCAGUCUUCCUAGCAAUGUGAAAACCACCACAACGCUACGCUUUACUUCAACCUUGCAAGCUCAUGCCCAAGCUCAAGCCCAGACACAAUCGAAGACGAUCUCCAAUGCUUCUCUCCCACCACUCGCCGUUGUGCCCACACGAAUCCUGCUCAGAUCUCUUCUCGUCGCCACGAUCUCCUCGAAGAAAUACCUUCUGAUCCCGGCCCUUUCCUUGAUGUCCUUCUUGUCCAAGCCCGGAAGGAAUUGGCUAUGCGACGUGGAUCGCAAUCCUAUUCUACAUGGUAUACUCAAAAAGACCUUCUACGAGCAAUUCUGUGCUGGUGAGAAUGGAGCUGAGUGUAGAUCAACCAUUAAGGAAUUGAAAGACAUGGGUUUCCGGGGUGUGAUCUUGACAUACGCAAAGGAAACCGUGUUUGAUCACAGCACUGGGUCCUCACACGGCCUGGGUAUAGCUGAGAUCAAAAGUGAGAACGGUGAUGUGUCCGUCGAUGCCGUGGUUCAGAAAUGUCCCAGCAUUGAGGCCUGGCGGGACGGAACUCUGAAAACAAUCGAUAUGACAGAAGAGGAAGAUUAUCUUGCCGUUAAACUUACUGGUGCCGGUCUCAAGGUUACCGAUGCUUUCUCCGUCGGAGACCUGCCCCCACAACAGAUGAUCGAUGCACUAGAUGAGAUUUGCUCCAAGGCUAAGAGCCGAAGAGUCCGAAUCCUCGUUGAUGCCGAGUCCCAGCACUUCCAAAAGGGGAUUGCCCGCAUUACCGUGGAUCUCAUGCGCAAAUAUAACCGCGACGGCAUCGCCACUAUUUACAACACAUACCAAGCCUAUCUCAAGAGCACACCUACCACAUUAGCCAACCACCUUGCCGCAGCAUACGAUGAUGGAUUCACUCUUGGUCUUAAGGUUGUGAGAGGUGCAUACAUUGCCUCCGACGAACGUUCUUUGAUACAUGACACCAAGCAAGAAACCGACGACGCAUAUAAUAUGAUUGCCCAAGGCGCAUUGAAGAAGAACAUCGGAGAAUUUGGAGACAAGGGCAGCCGUCCUUUCCCAUCAGUGAAUCUAUUCCUAGCAAGCCACAACAAAGAGAGUGUGGUGAAUGCACACAACCUUCACAAGCAACGGACUCGAUCUGGAUUGCCGACCGUCCCAGUCCGGUUUGCUCAGCUCCAUGGAAUGUCUGAUGAAGUGAGCUUCUCGCUUCUCGGAAUGAACGAUGGUGACGGGUCACCAGAAGUCUAUAAGUGCUCCACAUGGGGAGGAUUGGGUGAAUGUCUGGCCUACCUUCUUCGCCGGGCAAUUGAGAACCGAGAUGCUGUUCUCCGAACUGAUAGCGAGUAUCAGGCUUUGAAGUCUGAGACUUUCCGCAGAUGCAAGUCUGUGUUCUCUCUAUCUCCAUCUUCAUAG